AUGAAGUUCCUACCACUUCGCGACUUCGAAGACGUGACGAGCGCGUUGAAUUUCGACACCCCAGAUUGCCACGUCAUCGGCGGUUGCGAUCUAUACACUACCAAGGCAGCAGGCUCCGAUAAGAAGCUGUACCGCAAUAUUGAGAACUCGCUAGAGUCGCAAUAUGAAUCACUUGUCCGAUUAUCGGCCUCUGUCUCACCUCCAUUAGGCUCAUCGGAACCGUCGCCUGUAAACUUGUCUCGCGCAAGCCCGUUCGGCCCCUUGAGCCAGGUUUCAAGUCGUCGUACGUUUGCAUAUCUUAUCGCCACGCUCAAUGCAAGCCACCCCGACUAUGACUUCUCUCAUAUCCUUAGACCUGCGGAUUUCCGAAAGGAGCGUAGCUUGAAGACUAUUAUCGGUACUAUCGAUUCAACAUUGUACAAUCUCAGGCCUAGUUCAGGUAUGACUCUCCAGGUUCCGCCGCAGACUAGCUAUUCAACUACGGCAUCUGCGCCUCCUACAAGUCAAGCAUGGGGCCCCCAAAUGUGGUCCAUGAUCGAUAAGGAGAUGACUUUGAAAGAGUGUGCCGUCUACUGCUGGGCCCCUCCGGAUGAUCCAUUCGAUGGAGACGAGGGCUCUAUAUGGAGCCUGAACUAUUUCUUUUUCAACAAGACGAGAAAGCGCAUCGCCUAUAUCUACGUCCGAGGUGUCCCGGUGAUGAGUCAUAGCCCGUCACGUAUCUGCAUGCCGAAGAGGAGUGCCAAUGGGCUGGACCUGGGAGCCAACAAGCGUGCAAGAUACUGGUUUGGAGACCAGGCGGUUCAUGUCACUAAUGAUGAAGAUGCAGAUCUGGACGACUGCGAGCCCAGAGCGUGGGGCGAAGAUGAUGUUGCUGAUGACCUUUUUGAUGGAGACGACUUCUGCGAUUCCUACGACGACGAAGCUGAUGAUGAGUCAGACGAGCAGAGUUACAAGAGUCCAAUCCGAGGCGUCAGUGAAGAUAUCGCCUCUUCCAUGGACAUAGAUUAUUAA
This is a messenger RNA of Venustampulla echinocandica, 1011 nucleotides long. Its product is annotated as Repressor of RNA polymerase III transcription MAF1. The transcript has a single exon. Bases 1 to 1011 code for a protein of 336 amino acids. Lineage: Eukaryota; Fungi; Ascomycota; Leotiomycetes; Helotiales; Pleuroascaceae. The record is from RefSeq and is a predicted model, not a curated record. Gene Ontology annotation, biological process: negative regulation of transcription by RNA polymerase III. Gene Ontology annotation, molecular function: RNA polymerase III core binding. Gene Ontology annotation, cellular component: nucleus.